This is a messenger RNA of Cajanus cajan (pigeon pea), 578 nucleotides long. RefSeq lists its product as uncharacterized. Lineage: Eukaryota; Viridiplantae; Streptophyta; Magnoliopsida; Fabales; Fabaceae. The record is from RefSeq and is a predicted model, not a curated record.
UCCUGCCUCCACUUCCUUGCCAAGACACGUACAUGUCAUGUUCUUAGUUCCAAUCUAGUUGCUGAUAAAAUAAGAGGAACCUUCAUACUCGUCAUGGCCCUUAAGAUCAACACUAUCCUUCUACUUCUGCUCUUGAUCCUCAUUCCCAUAUCUUCAGGCUUGGCUGAAGGCUUCAGAGAAAACAUGCAUCCUACUCGUGGCUUACUUUAUAAGGGUGGGAUCAAGGUGAAGUCAAGGAAGCUUUUCGGCCAUGAUUUUGUGUUGGAUUAUGAUGAGGCAGGACCCAACCCAAGGCACACAAAGAAACCUGGAAAGGGCCCUUGAAUACCUUUACACCUUAUAAUGAAAUAAAUUAACCUAUAUUAUAUAUAUAUACCAUCAUCUCUCUUCUUACUCAAUGUUUUGUUCGUGUAUGAGGAGAUAUAUAUAAACGAUCGAGUUUCUUCAUCGAGCCACUACUUGUGUGCGUCAUGAGGCAAUAAAUUCGUAUCAUAUUUUAUUAUGUACACCAGAUGCGUAUGUAUGGACUAUGGACCAUUAAGCAGAGAAUAUAUAUUAUGAUAAAGUUUUAAUUACUA